Amoebophrya sp. A120 is the source of this 538-nucleotide messenger RNA. NCBI's taxonomy places the organism in Eukaryota, Dinophyceae, Syndiniales, Amoebophryaceae. The record is from the annotation of a GenBank genome assembly.
AUGACAAAUUCGAAAAACAUUCCCCUCGCAACCCAUCUUCAACGCUGGAUGCUGGUCGAUCGGAUCACCGUCGCGGGGCCGGAGAUGUAUCAAGUGCAAAAAUGUCUGGGUCUGGAAAAGUGUAGACUUGUCAUGCAGAUUUUCGCUGACCCAUGAGGUCUGGAAUGUGGGACUUAGCAUGACAGACUCGGCGAGGUCUCUGCCAUGCCUAUACUGCAUGAGAAGCUCCAUCCUAACUUGGUCAAAAGUGGACAGCUUUUGGUAGUCAUGCAACACAGUUUUUUACAUGAUUCAGAUUUACCAUGACAAGUUGCAAUCUUCUAGACCCAGACAUUGUAGCAGUUGAUAAGAUGGUUCCGGUAACGAAGAAAUUCCAGCUGACCAGCCGGGUGAUGGGCAGUCUGUCGAUUUUAGGGUUUGGGUUCAGCGUGAAAAACCGGAUCAGGCUGCUCCCGAAAGCGUUACUGCAAGAAAUAGCUGCAACUACUGGGACGAACAAUAAAGACGUGAGUGGGGCGAGUGUUCAGACCAGCACCGC